AUGAAUGCACUGCUUUUGGUGGGGGGGUAUGGAACACGCCUACGACCUUUGACCUUAACUACCCCCAAACCUUUAGUUGAUUUUUGCAAUAAAGCUAUUUUAGAACAUCAAAUCCUUAAUUUAGCAAAAUCUGGAGUAAAUGAAAUAAUAUUAGCAAUCGCAUAUAAACCAGAUAAUAUAAAAAGCUUUGUAAAUAAUUUACAACAAAAAUAUAAUGUUAAAAUAUUUUUUUCAAUUGAAAAUGAACCAUUAGGAACAGGAGGCCCAAUAAAACUAGCUGAAAACUUUUUAUCAAAAUAUGAUGAUUUUUUUGUUUUUAAUUCAGAUAUUAUUUGUUCCUUUCCUUUAAUCGAUAUGAUGAAAUUUCAUAAAGAAAAUAAAUCUUUAUUAACAAUUAUGGUAAAAGAUGUCGAUGAUCCUAGAUCAUUUGGCGUUGUAAUAACAGAUAAUGAAAAAAAAAUUCUUAAAUUUGAAGAAAAACCAUUAAUUCCUGAAUCAAGUUUAAUAAAUUCAGGAAUAUAUAUUUUAAAUAAAAAAAUAUUAAAUUUUAUUCCUAAAAGAAAUACAUCUUUAGAAAAAGAAAUAUUUCCAAAUUUAGCUACAGACAAUUUGUUAUAUUUUUAUAAACUAAAUGGUUUUUGGGCAGAUAUUGGAAAACCUUCUGAUUUUUUAAAAGGUCAAUCAUUAUAUUUAAAUAGUUUUCAAAAUUUAGACAAAUUAAAAAAUGACAAAGAAAAAACUAUUAUUCCUGACCAGCUAUUAAUUUGUUAUAAUAUAAAUGAAGAUGAAAAUAAAGAUAUAAAAAAAAAUAAAUUAUUUAUAUCGUUUGAAAAUAUUGAAGAAUUAAAUAAAUUUGAUGAAAAUACAAAUCAAGUUUUAAAUAAUAUAAAAAACUUUUAUAUAAAAAUAGAAGGAAAUGUUUUAAUAUCCUCAAAUACUGUUAUAAAAAAUAAUUGUUUUUUAGGAGAAAAUGUGGUUUUAGGUAAUAAUGUUAUAUUAGGUGAAGGGUGCAGAAUAAAAAAUUCAUGUAUUCUUAGGGAUUCUGUUAUUAAUUCAUAUAGUUAUAUUGACAAUUCUAUAAUUGGCUCAAAAUCUUGUAUAGGGAGCUGGGCUCGAAUUGAAGGGUUGUGUGUGUUAGGAGAAAAUGUUAAUUUAAAACCCGAACUUUUUAUAAAUAAUGUGUUUAUCCUUCCAUAUAAAGAAGUGACUAAUUCUAUUUACGAUAAAGGUGCAAUUAUUAUGUAG
Plasmodium berghei ANKA is the source of this 1245-nucleotide messenger RNA. Its product is annotated as mannose-1-phosphate guanyltransferase, putative. The coding region runs from base 1 to 1245 and encodes 414 amino acids. The record is from RefSeq and is a predicted model, not a curated record. Gene Ontology annotation, biological process: cell wall mannoprotein biosynthetic process; GDP-mannose biosynthetic process. Lineage: Eukaryota; Apicomplexa; Aconoidasida; Haemosporida; Plasmodiidae. Gene Ontology annotation, cellular component: cytoplasm. The transcript is spliced from 2 exons. Gene Ontology annotation, molecular function: GTP binding; mannose-1-phosphate guanylyltransferase (GTP) activity.